AUGCCCACAAAUGGGACGAACACGGCCUUGAAGCUCCAGUUCGGGCUCAUCAACCACGAGAACCGCUAUCUGACGGCCGAGGCCUUCGGCUUUAAGGUGAACGCCUCGGCGCCCAGCAUGAAGAAGAAACAGAUCUGGAUGCUGGAGCAGGACGAGCAGGACAGCCAGGUUAUGUACUUGCGAAGCCACCUGGGAAGGUACCUGGCUUCUGACAAGGACGGCAAGGUGAGCUGUGGGGCGGAGAAGCCCGAGACAGACUGCCGCUUCCUGAUCGUGGCGCAGUCGGACGGCCGCUGGGCGCUGCAGUCGGAGCCCUACCUGCGCUACUUCGGCGGCUCGGAGGACUACCUGUCCUGUUUUAGCCAGGCUAUUGGCGAGUCGGAGCUGUGGGCCGUACACCUGGCCCUGCACCCGCAGGCCAACCUGCUGAGCGUCAGCCGCAAGCGCUACGCCCACCUGUCGCGAGCCGAGGGUGAAAUUUCGGUCGACAGCAACAUCCCCUGGGGCGUGGACUCCCUCCUCACCCUCGCGUACCUGGACGGCAGAUACUGCCUGAAGACCUCUGACAAUCGCUUCCUCAACCAUGACGGCAAACUGGUGAUGGAGAGCAGCCGUGGCACGGGCUACACGCUGGAGCUCAAAGCUGGCAAACUGGCUUUCAAGGACUGCGAGGGGAAAUACCUCACCCCCAUGGGCCCGACCGGUACCCUGCGUUCUGGACGCUGCUCCAAACCUGGCAAGGAUGAGCUCUUUGAACUGGAGGAGAGCCACCCGCAGGUGGUAUUCCAGGCAGCCAACAACAGAUUUGUAUCCAUCCGGCAAGGGGUGAGUGUCUCAGCCAAUCAGGAUGAUGAGACAGACAUGGAGACCUUCCAGAUGGAGAUUGACAAAGAGACCAGGAAGUGCAUGUUCCGGACCAAAGGGGGGAAUUACUGGACACUGGUCUCUCAUGGUGGUAUCCAGUCUACAGCUACAGAAGUGGCAGCCAACACCAUGUUCGAGAUAGAGUGGCUUGGCCGCAGGGUGGCCCUCCGUGCCAGCAACGGGAAGUACGUCUGCACAAAGAAAAACGGGCAGUUGGCAGCUGUCAGCGAGACCGAGGGAGAGAAUGAGCAAUUCCUGUUGAAGCUCAUCAACAGGCCUAUCUUGAUCCUACGCGGCGAGAACGGCUUUGUGUGCCACCACAGGAACUCCAAUACACUGGAUGCCAACCGCUCCAUCUAUGACAUCUUCACACUGCACUUCAGCGAUGGUGCUUACCACAUUAAAGGUGCCAACGGAAGGUUCUGGUACGUUUCAAGCAGCGGUCUGGUGUGUUCUGACGGGGACACGCCCGAGGAUUUCUUCGUGGAGUUCCUGGAGCACGGGCACGUGGGCAUCAAAGGCAAGAAUGGGAAGUACCUGCGUGGAGACCAGGGUGGCACCCUGAAAGGUGACGGUGACACUGUGGACCUUUCCACGCUCUGGGAGUACUGACCCAUAGUGGACACUGCAGGAAGUGUUGGCCCCUGGCUCAGGGAAUGGAAAGACAUGGUGGGAUGGCGUUGCC
This is a messenger RNA of Scleropages formosus (Asian bonytongue), 1549 nucleotides long. RefSeq names its product fascin actin-bundling protein 2b, retinal (gene fscn2b). The transcript has 5 exons. Gene Ontology annotation, molecular function: protein-macromolecule adaptor activity; actin filament binding. The coding region runs from base 1 to 1476 and encodes 491 amino acids. NCBI's taxonomy places the organism in Eukaryota, Metazoa, Chordata, Actinopteri, Osteoglossiformes, Osteoglossidae. Gene Ontology annotation, cellular component: actin cytoskeleton; cytoplasm. The record is from RefSeq and is a predicted model, not a curated record. Gene Ontology annotation, biological process: cell migration; actin filament bundle assembly; establishment or maintenance of cell polarity.